This is a messenger RNA of Pelobates fuscus (common spadefoot toad), 1106 nucleotides long. It is a transcript of the gene CDA, whose product is annotated as cytidine deaminase. Gene Ontology annotation, cellular component: cytosol. The record is from RefSeq and is a predicted model, not a curated record. The transcript has 4 exons. Gene Ontology annotation, molecular function: cytidine deaminase activity; zinc ion binding. NCBI's taxonomy places the organism in Eukaryota, Metazoa, Chordata, Amphibia, Anura, Pelobatidae. The coding region runs from base 522 to 1010 and encodes 162 amino acids.
AGCCCAUUGUGUGCAUUCUACCAAUGAGCUCAGUGAUACAGAGUUACAGUAAUACUGACUGCAUUCUGCUCUGAGAGACUCAGCCAUUGUCAGAACCGGCCAAUGACAAAGGAAACACGUUUAAAGAAAUGACAGAGUAUUAACCCGUGCAAACACACCCACAGAUUUACAACAAUAUAAACAGCAAGAGAGAGCAGAGACACAGAGAUAAAUAGAGAGAGACAGACAAACUGCUAGACAGUUAAAUAGAUAGGGAUAGGUAACAUUGUGUCACUUAAGUUAAAUAAUUAUCUACUGUAACUAUUUUUGAUACACAGUAACUGGUCACAACUAAUAGAUAACAGAUUAAUUCUUACUAAUAACAAUACCUAACUGGAUAAACACUCAGAUACUCUCUGCCAUAUUAUACUAUCGCUGCCCAAUACACGCAGACUGCCGAAACAGCCGAUCUGUGAUCGCUGUCACUUUGCCUGGAUCCCUUGUUUGUUGAACACUGGCCGUAGAAGUUCUUCCAGAAGAAGAUGAGCAACCGUGUUAGCUGCGAGGAUGGCGUAACAGACACGCAGUGUGGACAUGCAAAUGGUGGCCAGGUCACGUCGUUGGGUCCAGAGAUUAUUCAAGAACUCCUUGUCAAUAGUCACGAAGCCAAGAAAUUUGCCUACUGCCCGUACAGUAAAUUCCGUGUGGGCGCUGCGCUGUUGACUCACGAUGGGAAAGUCUACCUGGGCUGCAAUGUGGAAAACGCAUGCUACACGCUGGGUACAUGCGCAGAACGCACAGCUAUCCAGAAAGCGGUCUCGGAGGGUUACAAAGAAUUUAAAGCUAUAGCAGUCGCAACAGAUGUGGAGAGUGAAUUUAUCAGCCCGUGUGGAGCCUGCAGACAGGUUAUGAGAGAGUUUGGACAAGAACUGGAAAUUAUUCUGACCAAAUCAGAUGGGACAUACAUAAUAAAAACACUGCACCAGAUGCUACCAAUGUCUUUCGGACCAGAGAAACUAGAGAUAAAAUGAGAAGGAAGAUUCGUCACGCAAUCUGUGUUAUUUAUUAAAUAUCACAUAUAUUAAUUAUAUGUCUGAAUGUAACCUGAAUAUAUUGUAUUAAUCACA